AUGAAGUUUAAUACGUGUACAUUAAACGUUGAAUAUCCCGUCUAUGGUGCUCAAUUUCUAGACAACUCUACCCUUUUGAUUGCUGGAGGUGGUGGUGAAGGGAAAAAUGGUAUCCCUAACAAAUUAAAUACUUUAACAAUUACAGAAACCAAUACUGAAGAUCCUAAAGAUCACAGUUUAAAAUUGAAGAGUAUCAAUGAAUUUGAAUUAGAAGCUGAAGAUGAUUCUCCAACGGCUCUGGAUGCUCAUUCAGGGGUUGUCCUUGUUGGUUGUAAUGAGAAUAGUAACCAGAUUCAAAAUGGUAAAGGUAAUAAACAUAUUAGAAAAUUUACCUAUAAUAAUGAAGACCCUAAGCAUGAAUUGAAAUUUAUUGAAGGAAUCGAUUUUGAUAAAAGUAAAGAUCCAAAUGAAUAUACUAAAUUAAUUAAUAUUUCAAAGGAUGGUACAUUGGCUGCCAUUGCAUCGUCUAAUGAACCUACUAAAUUAAGAAUUAUUCAUCCAGAUGAGAUGUCCGAAAUAUUUGAAAUUGAAAGUUCUUCAGAGAUUAAAGAUUUACAAUUUUCUCCAAACGGGAAAUUAAUCACAUACAUUACUAAAAAUUCUUUAGAAAUGAUUUCAACUGUCACAGGGAAAUGUGUUGCACGUAAUGUCAGUUUUGAUUCUAAUUUAAACUUAUCAAAGAUUAGAUUUAUUGAUAACGAUAGAAUCGUAAUUGCAGCAUCCUUUAUAAAAGGUACUGGUAUCGUAUUAAUUGCCGUUGAUAUAAAGAGUGGGAAAGCUACAAUAACUAAAUCGAAACUUUUAAGUAAAAAAUUUAAAGGUAUUACAUCAAUGGAUGUCGAUUCAAAGGGUCAAUUAGGUGCAAUAUCAACAAAUGAUAAUUCCUUGAUUUUAAUUAAAUUAGGUAGCUUACAAAUUGGUAAAUUAUUUAAACAAGUCCAUGACUUUGCUAUUACUAAAGUCGCCAUAUCACCCGAUUCUCGCUAUGUUGCAAGUGUUUCUGCCGCAAACACAGUGAACGUUAUUUCCGUUCCACGAGCCUACGCAUUAUCCUUAUCUAAAUCUGAAAUUGCAUACAAAACCUUCACUAGAUUUAUUCUUAUUGUGUUGCUUGCAAUAUUAUUCCAACAUAUUGUUCAAAAUGACUUACAUUCUAAAUUUAUGCAAUACGUUGCGGAUCUUAAUGAAAGAAGAAGUAAAAAUAAUUCUACUCAAAGCAAUUAUUUUGUCCAAACAACUCUAGUUGGAAAACACACAACUGUUGCAGACACGAUACCAAGUGGGACUUUGAGUCAAUAG
Maudiozyma saulgeensis is the source of this 1299-nucleotide messenger RNA. Lineage: Eukaryota; Fungi; Ascomycota; Saccharomycetes; Saccharomycetales; Saccharomycetaceae. The record is from the annotation of a GenBank genome assembly.